UUUACCGUUAAAUUUAAAAAAAAAAUCACAAUUUUAAUUUAAAAAUGAAUUUGAUCUAAAUUAUAUAACCAAUAUUUGUGAAAAGUUUUCUUCAGAGAAAAUUUAAUCUUGUAGAUCUACCAAAUAAUUAUUUAAAGCAUAGAAUAAAAACCAUGAAUCAUGUUGAUAAAGAACGAAAUAACAACGUCAAAUCUACUAUUUCUCAAUGCGUUGCAAUAUUGGGAGCUUGUUUUUUGCAAGUUGGAAUUGGUACUGAAAUGAUGUCUCCCACCAUUAUUAUUGGAACACUGGUGAAUAAUACAGUAACCGAUAUACACGAUCCAAUGUAUCUAACAAUGGAACAAGCUUCAUGGUUUGGUAGCCUAUUGUAUUUAUGUACACCACUUGGAAGUAUUUUGUCAUCACUAUCACUAAGCCGUUUGGGACAUAAAAAAUGUAUGCUUUUGACGAACAUACCAUAUUUAGCUGCGUUAGUGAUGUUUUACUAUUCUAGAAAUAUCGCAACACUUUAUGCUUGUUCGAUUAUUAUGGGACUGAGUAUGGGAUAUGCGGGUGGUCCAAGCACAUCGUACAUAACAGAAGUGUGUGAACCUAAGCUAAGAGGAUCUUUGACUUCAGCUCAAAACGUUUUCUUCUACUUAGGUUCUCUCUUAACGAGUGCUAUUUAUGCGUAUACAAAAGAUUGGCGACUAACUUUAAUCUUAACAUCAGUAAUACCAAUUAUUAAUACUGCACUUUUGUUAAUGACACCAGAUUCUCCUGUAUGGCUUUUAACGAGAGAUAAAUCUGAAAAAGCUCGCCGCAUGCUAAGAAAACUUAGAGGUUGGGCUCCUCGUGAAAAUUGUGAAAGUGAAUUUCAGGAAAUGAUCGUGUACACAUCUGUAGAUUAUGAUGACAAAGACGAUAAUGACAACCAAACGAUAAGUACUUGGAAGUUAUUGAAGCAACCAAAUGUACUAAGACCAUUUCGUUUACUAAUUUUCUAUUUUAUAUUUGCAAAUACCCUUUCAUCUGUCCAAUAUAAUCCUUAUCUAGUACAAGUUUUAACCAAAUUCGGCGCUCCUGUUAACAUUGAAUGGACAAUAACUUUUUCAGUUAUGCUAUCAAUAAGUGGAGGUAUACUUACAAUUUUUACAGUUCACAUAAGUGGAAAAAGAUUACUUACUUUGGUAACACUAAUGGUGAGCUCGCUUUGUUAUAUAUUAGUCGGAUCAAUUGGGAUGUUUAAUCCAAUGAUGGAGCCAACGAAAUCAUGGAUAGUUAUGAUACUUUUUUUAAUUUCCAUCUUUUCAGCAUCUUAUGGUAUAGUACCAUUGGGAUGGGUAUUACUUGGUGAAUUAUUUCCUUUACAAACAAGACAUAUAACUUGCAGCACGUGUGCAUCUCUUUCAUAUCUCAUUACUUUUGUUUUGACCAAAUUCUAUCCAGAUUUUGAAAGCGCAGUUGGAUUUUAUAAUGGAUUUAUUAUAUUUGGAACUACGGGAUUACUCGGUUGUGUUUAUUUCUACAUGUAUCUACCAGAAACAGAAAAUAAAACCUUACAAGAAAUUGAAGAAUCAUUCAAAUGAAACACGUCACGUAAAAGUCCUGAAGAAUGACGGGUACCUAUGCCACAAGGCCUAGUCAGACAACAAUCAUUAAUGUAUUAAAAAUAAUUUAUACAAUAAUAUAUAUUUGUAUGAAAAUGUAUUUUAAUUUGAUAACUGUGUAUUAAUAGAAAGAUUAUUGUAUAAUACUUAUAAAUAAGUAUUUUAAGUUGUGAAGUAUAUAAUAUGUUCUAAUAAAAAACUCAUUGCAAUAAAAACUCUAUGGCCCUCCAUAAUUAUAUAAUUACUAAAACUAAA
Daktulosphaira vitifoliae (grape phylloxera) is the source of this 1844-nucleotide messenger RNA. Its product is annotated as facilitated trehalose transporter Tret1-like. Bases 153 to 1568 code for a protein of 471 amino acids. Gene Ontology annotation, cellular component: membrane. The record is from RefSeq and is a predicted model, not a curated record. The transcript is spliced from 8 exons. NCBI's taxonomy places the organism in Eukaryota, Metazoa, Arthropoda, Insecta, Hemiptera, Phylloxeridae. Gene Ontology annotation, biological process: transmembrane transport. Gene Ontology annotation, molecular function: transmembrane transporter activity.